CCCGUGCCAGGCUCUGGCCAUCAGUGUCGCGUCUGUCAAAGCCGAGGAAGCACCUUCACUCGAAGACCGUUUUAGUAAAUUACAAACUAGUAAACGAGGAUGGUCCCCCGCUGCAACGGCGGGCUGCUGGUGUUCCUGGCGGUGGUGGGGGCGGCGUUACUGAACGAGGUGUCCAGCUUGGGCAGGAAUGGGCGCCCUCGCGUGGACCUCAACGCUCGGAAAGAGUACUACAGGCAGAGGUUGACGGAUGGGUGCAUCCAGCGCCCUCCGCCUCCAAAUUCUCCCCCCCUCCCAACGGUGCCCAACUCCUUCAUCACGGACCUCGAGAUCGCUUUUCAGCGAGAAGACCAACAGAGAAUUGUCUAUGGCAAGGAAAUGUACGACGGUGUUGUGAAGAGAGGCGUGCUGGAUUACCGCUUAACUGCGGGCAUCGUGCUGACGCGACCCUACUUGCUGUCGGAGGUGAUCCACUACAACGUGCCCAUCGACGAGGCUCUCUUCGUCCUUACCAACGAGGGAUGCUCCGUCACCGGGCAGGAAAACUGCGACACUACCAAGUUAUGCAUUGCCAAAAAGAUCAAGGAUGUUAGUUUGGAACUGCAGGAAUUAUUCGGGUUCGUGGCUGUGGCCGGGGAGAGCGGGUUCAUGGGCGCCACGGGCAUCCUGGAGUUCGGGCCGCAGUUCAACUAUACUGCGAUGGAGCUCGUGCAGGACUGCCAUGGAAUCGACUGCGACGUAUUUGAAACUUGUCUGGAUAAGCCUGAAGAGGGAGUGUCCGUCAUGUAUACUUACUAUUGGUCUAAUAAAGAGUGGAACUUGCAAAAUAACAAGGAACCAGUGCCCAUAGCCGUCGAGAUCUAUGCCAAUGGCGCGGUCGCUGGCCACACCGACGGGGAAAUUAUGGUGCGAUAUGAUUUCUUUGACUUCCGACGAGAAUUUCGUCCAUCGCGUUAUAUCCUUGAGCCCCCACAGGACGUCUAUUGUACCGACAGGAAGACCUAUCUUAGUCCUCCAAAGACCGUCCAAUCCUUCAGCUACAAAUCAGAACACAUCACUGGUGUGGACAUACCUUUUCCAAGCGGAGAUAAUGAUACAUUUCUCCUGCGUUUUCGUGGAAUAUUUCCUAAAGAUGAAUGGUACGACUGGGACACGAGGAUCACCCGCAUGGACUACACUCCCUUCUACGUUAUAAGAAACGAACGUCGCUUCGAGAACUUCACCAGACGAGUACACGACUUCAAUCAAGGUUUGGCCUACAUAAUCAAGCCAAGACUGAACUUCUGCAACAUCACCAAAAUUGAAAAUGUGACAAGUUGGGGAGACGUGAUGGUCGGGGAAGACGGCUCCGUUUUCAUGCAGAGUCCUUGGAACUACGAGGACCUUGACGAGCCCAUGCAGUACAAUGGCAUUCACUGGGAGCGCGGCUUUGAAACCGAUGUUUGGGUCGGCGUCAAGAAGAAUCCGCAUCUCGGAAUUAAAGAAAAUUAUGUUUGGUACUUUGCCUCGCCUUUGACCAAUGAAAUAUUAGGACGCCAAGGGCCUAAACUACCAAGUUUCCAAACACUCGACAAGGUCCCAGUUAAAUUGGAGAAAUACAUUUCACUGAUGGAGGGGUUCCCGCACGUCAUCUACAACAUCUACGACUACAACUCCGAGGUGCCCCACACGCACAAGCACGACGUGUCGCUCUGCUUCUCCCCCAGUCAGAUGAGGCACUUCAAGUUCGACCUCCCGGCCAACUCGCUCAACAAAACCUAUUACCUCAGAGAGAACGUCAAGUACGCGACGAUGCAAACGCUCGCCGAAGCUGCCAAAGUUACGCCCAUAAGAAUUAAUCGCCUGGAGAUAAACGAGACAUCUGCGGCUCUUGAAGUGACGUUUACUGUCCUGGAGAAGCCGUCGAUCGUGGGUGACGUGCCGGGCGCCGGAAUGGACAGCAGCAUGGACGAGGCGGUAGAGCUGAUCCGGGCCACCCUCGACUCAUCUCAGCUGGUCGUCCAGGUCAAGAUCAACAUAGGAAUCGGGGGCCUGAUUGUCGACAAGAAACUCGUUGGCCUACCAGGGACGCUUCGGGAGAUCAGCAGAGACGAUGGUUUCAUUCGUGGGAAGGAGACCCUCGUCGGCUACUCGUCAGGUGACAUGGCAGGGUUGGCCAUCGGCAUGAUCAUUCUGGGCGGCUUAAUUGGCUACGGAGCAAUCUACUUUUAUCUAAAGAAGCAGUAGCUCAGACCUGUUGAGGUUUUAUGAAAAUACCAUUAAGUAGCACUAGCCUUAAAUUUGCCAAAUCCCGUACUGUACAUCGUAAAUCGUGAGAAACAUUUAACUUCCUUGAAUGUAAUUAGACCGACUUUCUUACUUUUAAGCUGAUGAAAAGCAUUGCUUGUGUUAUGUAUAAUUCAGAAUAGAGACCUUCUGGUCAAAUGCCAACGGAACUCCGUACUAGUUUACAACAUAUGAAAAAAAUGUAUAAUACAAACAAACACACACACAUAUCUGUAUCUUCCUAUGUUUUUACCUAUAUAUCUUUAUAUGUAUAUAUCUAUAUAUCUAUAUAUCUAUAUCUAUAUAUCUAUACAUCUAUCUAUCUAUCUCUUUGUCUCUCUAUAUAUUAUUAUGUAGCAUGAUUUUUUUGGAAUCACAGCUCUUGUUAUCCUGUAAUUUUUCUGCAAUAAUAAAAAAAAUGAUGUUCUUUA
Molecule: messenger RNA, 2693 nt
Organism: Penaeus chinensis
Lineage: Eukaryota; Metazoa; Arthropoda; Malacostraca; Decapoda; Penaeidae
Exons: 16
Coding region: 100-2223 (707 amino acids)
Source: RefSeq, a predicted model, not a curated record